CACAAAUCACUCUCAAGCGAUGAGUUACGAGCACAACAGCUGUGACUACGCGUGCACGUGUGUGCGUGCACGCAAACCACCGCCGCAAAGGCCAAGCGACCGUAACGACGAGGAGCGAAGAAAGGAACGGCGGGUUGCUUGCCAGGGAGGAGGCAUGCGGCUGUCAUGAAGGCGAGGGCGUACUACGCUCUCGUGCGGUUCCUGCUGGUGGGAUUUGGGGUCGCCGCAGUGGAAGGCGGCGCGUGUCUCCCCCUGCCGGCGGUCAUGUCGGCGUCGGGCAAGCCUUCCAGCUGGAGUGAGAAGGGCACCGGCGAGCACGUGUUGGACGAGGCAACCAUGGCGGCACUCUGCCUGGGAAACCACGUGGCGCAAGUGCUGAUCAGGGCGGUGCAGGUGGAGAACAGCUGCAGCGUGCUCUGCACCCCUGCGUGGGGGCGCGCCUACCACGUGAACAUUACGGAUGGUCUCUCGUGCGGCGUCGAGAAGGUUUGUAUUCGAACCGAGUGCCGCCGGCAGCCUUCAGUGACCGAGUCAGACCUGUGCAAGAGCGUGCACCCAAACCAGGCAUCGCAGGCCUCGGGAUACGACGAAUGCCAAUUCCUGUGUUACGUGAAGCACCGGGCGACGCCCUACCGCUACUGCCGACCACCAGGCACCGCAUGUAUCAAGUGGGAGGCCAGGAACGUGCAACGCCCUGGGAUACUGCAUGAGCAACGUGUGAAACGCCGCAGGGAUGGUUGUCAAGUCCCAAUAAACGAAUGUCUUGCGUCACACUAUUCUAUUCUGUCAGCCGCGUCAGCGAAUGUUGUUUAAGCGUAAUGAUAUAGGCAGAAGAAAACGUUAACUGAUCCACGUCCUGUGGUUGGAUGUAUGGAUGAAUUUUAGGAGCGUUCCUUUAAAACAGAGCCGCUACAU
This is a messenger RNA of Dermacentor albipictus, 915 nucleotides long. RefSeq lists its product as uncharacterized. The record is from RefSeq and is a predicted model, not a curated record. Lineage: Eukaryota; Metazoa; Arthropoda; Arachnida; Ixodida; Ixodidae.